UUUUACAGUCUAUGGUUGACACACAUAUAAGUUUGAUUUGACUCGACAACUAUUUAAAAGUGUUUUCAAGUGAGUUGUAACAUUGUAUGCGCGUUUCCUCAAAAACAGAAGAUAUAUCUUAUGGACGCCGCAAAACAUAUACUAAAAUGGUGUUUGUAAACAUGCGGAGCAGCGCAUGCUAGAGCACUCCUCCGCGCAUGCGCAGUGCGACACUGUGCGAUCCCCAGCGCUUUAAGCUGUGUGGUGCGUUUGUUGUGUCUGCUGAGCUUCCUGAUUGACUUGCAGCUCCACAGUCCCUCGCUGUGACAUUUGUCAGAAUGGCUCUGAUCUCCAUCGAGGACCUGGACGGACUGGAUGAUGAGCAGGUGGACGAUGACAUUACCGACAGCUCCGAGCCAAUGGAUGAGGAGGAGCAGGACCGAAUGUACGCCCACUGGCAGGCGGUGGGAAGGACACACCAGGUGUCUGUUCCCAGAGAGAUGAGAGGACCCAUUGAGGAGAUGACGAGGAGGAACCAGACCUCAGAACAAGAGCAAGUGCCUUUUGUCACCAUCUCCAGACACGAGAAGCUUGGCGAGGUCUUGUACGAGGAGAGAGUGUAUCCUCCAGGAAAAUGGGCAUGUGUCAAUAAAGCAGACAUGCUUUAUGAGCAAAGCAUCUCCAAUGCUUUUAUGAAACUCAUGCGCUUCAUCUGCAAGGAGAAUUCAACAGGACGGUACCUUGGCAUGUCAGUACCUGUUGUGAAUGAGAUUAGGAUGGCAGACAACGGCACUAACUUCAUGAAGGAUGUGUUGACUGCAUAUUAUCUGCCCGCUGAGUUCCAGGCCAGACCACCUGAACCAUCCGAUCCUGAUAUCAGAAUCGUUCACAGGGACGCCAUCCCGGUCAUAACCAGGGUGUUUUAUGGCACCACAACAGAGGAGACCAUCUCUCGUCAGAUCAGCAUCCUUUGGGAGCUUCUGGGCAGCUCUGAGGAUGUUCUCCAAGACCGCUACAUGGUAGCCGCGUAUGAGAAUCCCGGCGUGCCCCAACGCAGAAAUGAGAUCUGGUUUAUUCGCCGUGGAGCGUGAACGUUUCUCAGCUCGCCUGUUAAGCCAGUAGAGACGUUUGAGUAGCUCAAUGUCUCGAAGAGAAGGGGCGGAGCUUGUCACAAUCAAAACCCAUUUAUCCUUUUGUAUUGUUGUGAGUGUGAUGCAUUUGUUUUUAAUCAGUGAGUAAAGAAACUACAGUUUAUUGCACAAUAGAUAUAGAUAACAAUGUAUAUAGCCUGCUGUUGAUUUCAGGGUCAACACAUGGAAGAGAUAUCAGUGGGUGACUUCACCUUGGCAUUAUUUUUUUAACUCGGAUAGGAAGAAUAAUGAAUCAUCUUCAUACUAUGUUUCCUGCUUGAUUUAAAUAUUAUACACUACUUGAAUUCACUUUCAUUGCUCAAUUUGUUUUAGUGCAGAAAAUGGUUUUUCUAGGUUUUCCAUAGUGUUCUAACAUGGUGUCGGCAAUGACUCGGAUAUUACGAUAUUCACAACUGUAAACCGUAAAUCUUUCAAUAAUGGUAUUUGUAGUUUGUUAUUUGCUUUAUAUGUUGAUAGAAAAACAGGUUCAGUUCAGAUUUGCAGCUGGUAUUAAGAUUCGAUACUUACAGUAACUGUAUAUUUACAGUUGUAAUUUUAAGCAGUCAUUGAAAUGUUGUGUUGGAAAACUUUUGUAAAUUUAAAAUAUUUUUUGUACUUUGUGUAACACUAUCAAACCAUUUAUCAGACAAUCAUCAGCAAGAGCUUUUCUAUUUCUAAAACUCAGAAUCUUCUACAUUUUUAUCUUAUGGGCCAAUGAAAUUCUUACCUGUUAGAUAUUAGUAGUGUAUUUUCAGUUUAAAUCAGUCAUUUGCCACAAGUAUGGCAGUAGUAUGGUUUUUUACGGGUAUGCUUGUUGAUCUCUUUUCUUUAGAUGGAAUCUGCAAGUCUAGUAUAUCUAAACACAGCUUUUUCUUCAAAUGAAUGGAACCACCUGGCAAAAUAUCCCUUUGCAGCAGUAUUGUAUAUGAGCGCUAUUUGGUCUCAAGGAUGUAACUGCAUUUACUUAUCAGUGUAUUUUAUUGUUGUGUUUCAUGUAAUAUUGUACAAACGUAUGUAAAACAUCAGCGCAACUCUUUAAAGCACUGUUUUGAUUAAUAGCUUUUGUGACAUUGAUGGCGUAGGUUGUACUUUUAAUUGAUGUUUGCCUUGCCGAAGUGUUUUAAAACUUGCACAGUCCCCCUCAAGUCUGUAAUAAUACAAAUAAACUUUAUUUAAAGAAUA
Molecule: messenger RNA, 2291 nt
Organism: Onychostoma macrolepis
Lineage: Eukaryota; Metazoa; Chordata; Actinopteri; Cypriniformes; Cyprinidae
Gene: soul4
Product: heme-binding protein soul4
Exons: 6
Coding region: 318-1070 (250 amino acids)
Source: RefSeq, a predicted model, not a curated record